AUGUUCAACAACUAUCAGCUUGUUUUGGCCUUGGUUUUUGCUAUUGAGGAGAUCAACAAAAACUCUGAAUUUUUGCAUAACUUGACUCUGGGAUUUGACAUCUAUGAUAUUUACUUCGAAGCUUGGGCAGUAUUUAAGGAUCCCUUCAUUUGGCUCUUUGGGAAAUACAAGAUUCUAAACUACUCCUGUAAAAGAGACAGCAAGUCUAUAGCAGUACUAACAAGACCAUUAGGAAUAACAUCUUCCCGCAUUGAGACAUUGCUGGAACUCUACAGAUUUCCACAGGUGAAGUUUACCUUUGGGCCUUUUGAUCAUACCCUGAGUGACCAUAAGAAGUUUCUUACUCUCUAUCAGAUGGCCCCAAAGGACACAUCAAUAGCCACUGCCAUGGUCUCCUUACUGCUUCACUUCAGCUGGAACUUGGAGGGACUCUUGACCUCAGAAGAUAAGAAUGGUUUGUGGGUUCUUGUUACAUUGAAAGAAGAGAUGGCUAAGAACAGAGUUUGCUUACACCUUUUUAUAAAGAACAUCCAAUUUUAUAAUCCUGUUGGAGAUGAAAUGAUUUUGGAUGAGAAAAGAAAAUUAGAGCCAGAGUAUGACAUUCUGAACAUUUGGAAGUUUCCAGAAGGUCUUCAACUUACAAUGAAAGUAGGAAAGUUUUCUCCAUAUGCUCUGCAUGGUAAUCAACUGUCUUUAUCUGAAGAUAUGGUAGAGUGGACCAUAGGAACUACAGUGGUGAAUAUGGACCAGUGUGUGAAGCGUCGAGAUCAUCAGUAUGCUAACACACAGAGAACCCAGUGCCUCCUGAGAGCUGCAAGUUUUCUGGCUUUUGGAGAUCCCUUGGGCAUGGGUCUGGCCUGCAUGGCUCUUUGCUUCUCUAUGCUCACUGCUGUUGUUCUUGGGCUGUUUGUGAAACACCAUGACACUGCCAUUGUCAAGGCCAAUAACAGGACUCUCAGCUACAUCGGACUCAUCUCCCUCAUCCUCUGUUUUCUCUGUUCCUUGCUGUUUCUUGGCUGACCCAACACAGUCACCUGCAUCCUGCAGCAAACUGCCUUUGGAAUUGUAUUUACUAUGGCUAUUUCCACAGUGUUGGCCAAAACAGUGACUGUGGUUCUGGCCUUCAAGGCCACUUCUCCAGGGAGAUGGAUGAGGUGGCUACUGGUAUCAGGGGCCCCUAACCUCAUCAUCCCAGUCUGCACCCUCAUCCAGGUGACCCUGUGUGGAGUCUGGCUGGGAACUUCUCCUCCCUUUGUGGACAACGAUGCACACUCUGAACAUGGUCAUAUCAUUGUCCUGUGCAACAAGGGCUCCCUCACUGCCUUCUACUGUGUCCUAGGAUACCUUGGCUUUCUGGCCCUGUCCAGCUUUACCAUGGCUUUUCUGGCCAGGAAACUGCCUGACACCUUCAAUGAAGCCAAGUUCCUGACCUUCAGCAUCUGUAGUGUGUGGCUCACCUUACUAUCUGUCUAUUACAGUGCCAAGGGGAAGGUCAUGGCGGCUGUGGAGGUCUACUCCAUCUUGGCCUCUGGUGAGGGUCUUAGGCUUCAUCUUGGCCCAAAGUGUUAUAUAAUUUUGUUAAUCCCAAUUAGAAAUUAA
Dipodomys ordii (Ord's kangaroo rat) is the source of this 1599-nucleotide messenger RNA. RefSeq names its product vomeronasal type-2 receptor 116-like. Gene Ontology annotation, molecular function: G protein-coupled receptor activity. NCBI's taxonomy places the organism in Eukaryota, Metazoa, Chordata, Mammalia, Rodentia, Heteromyidae. Gene Ontology annotation, biological process: G protein-coupled receptor signaling pathway. The record is from RefSeq and is a predicted model, not a curated record. Gene Ontology annotation, cellular component: membrane.